Molecule: messenger RNA, 303 nt
Organism: Staurois parvus
Lineage: Eukaryota; Metazoa; Chordata; Amphibia; Anura; Ranidae
Source: the annotation of a GenBank genome assembly
CCCAUCAAUGCCACAUAUCAGUGCCCAUCAGAGCUGCCUUUCAGUGCCACCUAUCAGUGUCGGUCAGUGCCGCCUAACUUUCCCAAUCAGUGCCGCCUAUCAGUUCAAGUCAGUACCACCUGUUAGUACCCAUCAAUGCUACCUUCAGUGCCGCCUAUCAGUGCCAUAUGUGAGUGCUGCCUUUCAGUGCCCAUCAGUGAUGCCUGUCAAUGCCCACAUGUGAUGCCUGUCAAUGCCCAUCAGUGCCACCUAUCAGUGCCCAUCAGUGCAUCCUAUCAGUGCCAAUCACUGCAGCCUCAUUAG